CUAGAUCGUUGCCAGUCUCCUCCUCUGUUGAACGGCGAAACCCUAGAAAAACCCUCGCGACUUAAGUAAGUUAAAUCUUAUACUCUUCCUGCUCACAACAAUACGUGAAGUAAAGCAAAUGGUAGAGAGCUACGUGGUCGUGCAUAACAUAGCGAAGCGGCACAACGUGGGGACAUUAGCUCGAAGCGCGACGGCCUUCGGCGUAUCGGAAAUGAUUCUUGUUGGACGCAGAGAUUUCAACGCCUUCGGAAGCCACGGAUCCACGUCUCACGUUAACAUCAGACACUUUCACUCUCUAACAGACGCUCGCCAAUUCCUCAAGUCCAAAGAUUGCGAUAUUUGUGGAGUCGAAAUCACUCACGACGCCGUCGCUGUCAAUCAACACCCUUUUAAAAGAAGCACUGCAUUUCUUCUUGGAAAUGAGGGCACAGGCCUUUCUGCUAAAGAGUGUGAGAUAUGUGAUUUUUUUGUCUACAUUCCCCAAUAUGGCAGUGGCACAGCCUCGUUGAAUGUUACUGUUGCUGCUUCUAUUGUUUUGCAUCAUUUUGGAGUUUGGGCAGGCUUCUCUGAGAGAACCCGUGAUGGAAACAAAUUUGUUGUAGCUGAAAGACCCGUAAAACAGAUGAAACGAAAUUACUGCACAGAGACCACAGAUUCCAUAAUCGAGGAGCGAAAAUCUCGAAAGGAAAAUGCUUCUAAUGGGUUCUUUGAUGAGAGUGGAACUGAAGCUUUGUCUUCUAAUCUUCUGGCUGCAGUGUUUGGUCAUGACGAGUGACCGAGCUUGCUACAAAAUUUUUGUUAUUAGUAUUGGGCUCAUUACAGGGCAGCAGUCUAUAUUUUCUCAACUAUUCUAAAGAGGGCAGCUAGCAGCUUUGAUAGCAUCAGCAAGACAGUGGCUGCUAAAAGUCUUAGCUAGAGAAGGUGCUGCAAGUUUAGCCUGUGAGUGUGUCUUGAAUCUGCCAUGAGGAACUGGUAAUAUUCAAUGCACUUGCGUUGAUUUUGCUUGGAUUAGCAUUUCAUGGAAGUUGUAAUUGGAAUGAUCAUUUAUUCUUAUUUAUUUGAUAAUGAUAUGAAAGUCGAUUGCAUUUUUUUUUUCAUUUUUAACAAUUUACUACUCAUGUAGAUUUCAACUUGAAGGUACUGAGUAACAGUGAGAAUUAGUGGGUCAAGGUGGGGCUGUAAUUGAGCCGAGUAUUGUUGGGCUCGAGCUUAGUUUGAUAAGCAAGUUGCAGGUUCUCACUUGAUUAGGAAUUGUUUACUCCAGAUUGAUUUGAAAAAUUAUAAUUAAUACUUGUAGUCUAUAUAUUUAUAAAUUACUUCUCCUAUUCAAAGUUACUAUUAUGAAA
This is a messenger RNA of Mangifera indica (mango), 1346 nucleotides long. RefSeq lists its product as uncharacterized. The transcript is spliced from 3 exons. The record is from RefSeq and is a predicted model, not a curated record. Lineage: Eukaryota; Viridiplantae; Streptophyta; Magnoliopsida; Sapindales; Anacardiaceae. Gene Ontology annotation, molecular function: RNA binding; RNA methyltransferase activity. Gene Ontology annotation, biological process: RNA processing. The coding region runs from base 119 to 775 and encodes 218 amino acids.